GUCGCCUUGCGCAGUGAAAGCCUAACGGUAGCUGCGGUGUUGGGUGCUGCUCUGCUUAUGCAAUUCUAGCCAUGGCGAGUCGGCGACUGCCAGCCACCUGCGGGAGCCCUCGGUCCUUCUGACACGCCGUUCCCUUCGAGUGAUUCUUCUCGCUGGCGCCGGGAGACGCAAUUUCGAGAGCGACAAGGCUGGAGAGCAACACCGCCUCCUAACCAAUGCAACUAUGCGCUUCGUCUUCUUUACAGCGCUCCUGUUAGCCUUCUGUCCAAAUCAUGGAAAAGUCCGAUCAGCUGUCGUGCCAGGGUACCUGGACUUCGACAACUUGCCGGACACGAACUUCUCGUGCGACGGAAAGGUGAUCGGCGGCUACUACGCCGAUGUGGAGACGGGAUGCCAGAUGUUCCACGUGUGCACCAUCGGCCAAAAAGGAGAAAUAACCGACAUAAAGUUCCUGUGCCUCAACGGCACCGUAUUUGACCAGGAGACGAGGGUGUGCGAACGUGUAGACGAAGUGGACUGCAGCAAGACCGAGGGAUUCUACGACCUCAACCUCGAGCUGUACGGAAACAAUGCUGCUCUCAGCUACCACGAGACGGAGGAGGAUCCGGUGACGAUCCCCACGGUGAGCAGCACGCCCUCCACGACGACGACGACGACGACGACGACGACGACGGCGCCGACGACGGCGCAGCUGUCGUUGGGGCUGGGACUGGGGCGCACGCCCGCGUCCACACACUACUCGUCGACGCCGUCGCCGUCGGUGGCUGCGGCGCUGCUCAGCCUGCACUCCGCCCUCAGCAGGGACCGACAUCCCCACCCACACCUCACCGUCCAGGGCGGAGGAAGCAGCGGCGUGCUGAACCCAGCGGACGCCUUCCAGCCGCUGAAGACGUCGGCGGAGCCGCAGCAGUUCGUGUUCUCGUCGACGAGCCCGGCCAGCCUGCCGGUGUCGGCGCACACGACGAGCGCCCCGCCGGGGGGCGAGCCUCCGCAGCUGCUCGUGGGGCACUACCAGCCCGCGCAUCACAUCUUCACCACGCCCUCCGUGGCCAUCGUGUCCUCCACCAGGAGCGUGUCCAGCGUGAAGGGCGUCGUCGGCAAGCUGGCGCCCGCCGCCGUUGCCGAAGGACACUCUCGGGUGCCGAUCAAUAAUUUCGCCUUCGGGAUCAACGCGGGGCUAAACCCCCCGCAGUUCUCCGCAGGCAACGCCACUGCCCCGGGCCGGCAGCUGCCGGAACUCGACCCGUACGGCGCGUACCACGAAGCGGACGAUGAGUCCCUCGACUCGUUCUUCAGGGACGUUCCGCGCAUCGCGAAGCAACCCAAACAGGUGCAGAGGCAGAAACGCGCCACCGGCAGAGGGGGCAGAGGUCGCUUCAGGCCGUCGCUGGACGCCCUGAAGGAAGAAUCCGGAGAGGAGGGGCCCAGCCCCGAGGGUUCUGAGGUGUUCCCGCAGGAGGCGGCUGCUCCCCGAGCGGACGUCUACUUUCAGAAGAGGCCCAAAGCGCGCGGCCGACCCGACGAGCGCCGCAGGAGGCCCCAGGAAGACGCACUGCCCACCGCGGAGGCCUUCUUCAGGAGCACCAGGAUCGGCCAGCUGCAACAGGCGGCGACGCUGGCGCCAACGCGAGCUUACGCCGGGCCUCUGGUUACGGAACAGCCGAACGAAGUUCAGACGACUACACCAGCGACAGAGACGACGAUGAAACCCCGCGCGGCCACGCAGCAGCUACCGUACGGCCGGGCGAACGAAGUGGACGGGGGUGUCGGUGGACGGCGGACUGCGGCGGGCAGCCGCGGCUACCCCGGCAGCCGCAGGGCGGGCCCCAGCCCCAGCCCCUCCCCCAGGGCGGGCCCCAGCCCCAGCCCCUCCCCCAGGGCGGGCCCCAGCCCCAGCCCCUCCCCCAGGGCGCCGGCGUGCAGGCGCGGGGCCGCGUGCGCCGACCAGCGCUCGCCCUACCAGGCGGUGCUCGCCGAGGUCUCCCGCGGGCGGCCGGCCGCAGCCAGGCAGCCGGAAGCGCUCGCGACACAGACGUCGCCCGCUCCCGAGCCGGCGGCGGCGACAGCCACGGCGAGGAGCGAGCUCCAGACCACGGUGGACGCGGACGUGAGCACGGCGCCGCCAGACAGCUACGACUCGGCCAGUCCGUACAGUGCGGACUCUCGCAGGCCGUCGGGCAGAGGUCAGUCGCAGCCAGACAGCUACGACUCGGCCGGCCCGUACGGUGCCGACUCUCGCAGGUCGUCGGGCAGAGGUCAGUCGCAGCCAGACAGCUACGAGUCGGCCGGCUCGUACAGUGCCGACUCUCGCAGGCCGUCGGGCAGAGGUCAGUCGCAGCCAGACAGCUACGAGUCGGCCGGCCCGUACGGUGCAGACUCUCGCAGGUCGUCGGGCAGAAGCCAAGCUCCGCCGGAGACUUACGACUCUGCCAGCCUGUACAGUGCGGACUCUCGCAGGCCGUCGGGCAGAAGCCUAGCUCCGCCGGAGACCUACGACUCGGCCAGCCUGUACAGUGCGGACUCUCGCAGGCCGUCGGGCAGAGGUCAGUCGCAGCCAGACAGCUACGACUCGGCCGGCCCGUACAGCGGAGACCCUCGCAGACCUGCCGCCAGAGUCCAGCAGCCGACGCCCGCCAGCAGGCAGAGGUCGAGGAGCCGGUCGCAGCAGGUCGAGCCGGCACAGAGGCGCACUCCCCCCGCGUCGUCCGUCCUACGACUCCAGGACGUCUUACGAGUCGGAGACGUCUUACGAGCAGGCGACUACCGUGCAGCAGCCGCAGCCGCCGACAGCAUUGCCCGAGACGAGCUCAGCUGCGCAGACAAGGUUCCCGGAGGCUAUUACGCGGACGUCGAGGCGGACUGUCAGCUGUUCCACAUCUGCUCGCAGGGCAGGCACGGGAAGAUCACUGAUAACAAGUUUAUGUGUGGUCCCGGCACGAGGUUCAAUCAGCAGAGUCGUACUUGUCAAGCACGUGAAUUUGUGGACUGCAGCAUUUCCACGUCAUUAUACCACCUCAACAACCAUUUCCAGCCCGUGCAACAAGAAGAUAUGAAUGAUGAACCUGGAUUUGAGCCCCUUAAAGUACGCCGUUCAAAGAGACAAGCCGAAGGUGCUGCAAGAAGUCCAGACUAUAUGGUAGAUAGCUUGCCAGAAACGUCAUUUACUUGUGAAGACAAGCCCUCAGAAGGCCUUUAUGCAGAUGUGGAAACACAAUGCCAGGGGUUUCAUCUCUGUCAGAAGGUGAAAGGUGUCAUGACCCUAGUAUCCACAUUUGUAUGCCCACACAAAACAGUUUUCAAUCAGCGUGAGGGAAACUGUGACAACUGGGCAGAUGUUGACUGCAGACUUUACUCACAACCUGAGCACAGCUUUAUCAGGAAACAAAAUAGGAAGCACACACAUAACAAAAGGGAUACAAGCCAAAUAUUGAAAGCACUAGACUUAUUCACUUAUUCCAGUGGUGAGUCUGACAAUUUAAAGCAAAAUAUUUCAUCAAAAAUUCACAGUUUUAGUUCCAGAAGUAAGAAUAAUGCAACAAGUACACCAAUAGCUGCAGGUUCCUUGCUCAGAUACAGUAAGCCAUCAAAAACAUCAAGCAGUGAGAAUAAGUUUGAGCAACGUAACAGAAGAAAAUGGAUGAAAAUGGACCUGAAACUAGAUUUUCCACCAACCACACCUUCAUUUCACAAAAGAAUAAAACAUGAAGUUACUGAUGAAAGCAAUGAAACUGAGGAAGAAUAUUAUGACUAUAUAGAUGACAGUUAUGAAGCUGACCUUGUACUUCCUGAAGAGGAAAAUUCAAAUUUGACAGCAUACAAAGACUCCAGUAAGUUUGAACCUGAUUACAGUACACAUUUACAUUCUAAUAAUGAAAGUAUUGACACAGUAACAACAGAUUUGGCCCAUGCUUCUUCAGAUGAGCUUCUAAUAGCAGAUAGCAAUAAAAGUGAUACAGAUUCUAAGGGGACCAUAACUACCUUGCCUUCCGUUAGCAGGUCCAGUAAUAGUCAAGAAAAUGUGAAAAUUUGUGCAGAAAAUGAUACAUGUGACUAUAAAGAUGAGUUGGAACACAUAACAAACAAGGAGGGAACAGUUGCCAGUUCUAAUCAUACUCACAAUACAGAAACCUCACUACAUUCAGCAGAAGAGCAAUUGGCCCAUUUCCCCAGUAAAAAUAAUAAAACAUCGGCACCCUAUAAUGACGAAUAUGAAUAUUAUGAUUACUACAUAGAAGACAUUGAAGACGAAUCAGAUGAAAUAAUUAAUUACCCUAUUGAACAAACAACAGUUUCUGGUCUGGCUCAUGAUAGUAAAUCUUCCCCUGACGUUAAUAUUUCCAUUCCACACUCACUUACAUCUACUGAAAAAUCAAACUCCUCUACAACUGAAUUGACAGUAUCUUAUACAAAGUUACCUAGCACAGAUACAAACGCAAGUGAUGCUGAGGAUAAAUAUAACUUACCAGCAGUAGAAAUUGAAGAGGAACUUGAAAUUACCCAAAAUAAACACUUGGAAAGCAGUUUCCAGAAAGCCACAAGUGAACAUGAUGGUGAGAAUAGCAAACAUAAGAAAUCUGAGAGUAUCCCUGUGACUGAAAGUCCAGAAAUAUCUCUAGAGGAACCUAUUUCACUUGUGGAUGAGAAGUAUGAUUAUUAUGAUUCUGAUUCAAAUGAUGAUGAUGCUCAGCUUAAUGUGACGUACAAGGAAGUUUUGAAUAUGAAUUUUGGUUCCACUGAAAGGUCACAAAAAGAUAUAAGUGAUGCAAAGAAAGAAAAUGUCAUGCAUCAGCACAGCACAGAAGCCAUUAAUGAAACAAGCUCUUAUGAAGAUGUAAAAGACGUUACAGAAACUCAGGUUCCAGAUAUUGAGCAUCUUAAACUUCCUGAAGUUACAAAUUUUCACGAAGAGAGGACAGACCAUUCCACCACCCUACCACCACUACUGGAUCAUGGUCACAAAAUGGAUAUGGACUUGUUUUCUGGGCCAAAUGUCUUACUAGAAAAUGGCUUGCCUGUGGUUCUUAACACAACUCUGGAUGUUCAAAACACUGGAAAUUUAGUUUCAGAAAAUGUUGCACAAUUUAAUGCAAGUAGUCUUCCACAAUAUACUGAAAAACACAUAAAAGAAUCUGAUGAAAAUAAUAACCAGUUUCAAAAUCCAUUACAAAAUGAUGGUAAGGAAGCCAAAAGAAACAGUUCAUCUGAAAAUACAACGCUUCGUACUACAACUUCACAAGGUACUUCUACUCUUCAAAUUCCUAACCUUUUUCACCCACCCAAGCCACACCUAGCCUAUCAUGGAAGACACUCAACUCCUCUGCUUCCCCCAGUAGUCAUUCGAUCAAAAGAUGGUGCCAAUCACAAAUCUAGAGUUAGGAACAACAGACAUAAAAUGAAGAAAACACAAAAUGAUGAGAUACAUACAACUGAGACUUUCAUAAAAAGUGAAAAUGACCCUAUUAUAUCAGUAUCUGAUAAUUACUUUUCAACAGAUAAGGAACUUAUCCCAAAUAAAGAUGAGAUAACAUCAACAGACUCAACAAAGAACACAGGAAAUAUGUUAAGAAUUUUAGGUACAGUGAAUGAAUUCAAAGUGGAACAAAAGACAGAGCCAAUUUUUCAGCAAGAUAGUUCCACACAUCCUGAAGAAUCCAUUACAGUGGUGCCAUCUACAGAAAUUGCUCUUGGGCAGGCUGUAUUAGAAAAUGACUUCAGCGUAAAGACUGAUGGCUUAGAUAGCUGCAAAGGAAAUGCUGGCUGUUUACAUGUGCAAAGUCAGUAUACAACCUUGUCUCCUCUCAGUUACAAGUUUCAUAAUAAACAUACUGAUCACUUAUCACAUGUAUCUCAAACUGCUGGAUUUCUAUCUGAACACACUGAGAAGAACCUACAACAGCCAAACUCCCUUGAACAAAGUACUUUCCAAAAAUUUAAGGGUAGUGAAGGGAAAACAAAGUCAGAUGAACAAGUAUUAGGGACUGACAUUCCACCAACAUCAUCAGGAAAUACUGUGGAUUAUGUAACAAUAACACCCAAGGUACAGUCAUUGAAAGAUGCAUCUGAAACAGUUACUACUGAAUCUCUGUUUCCCACAUACACACUAUCUGCUAUUAAUGCCCAAACUAAUCAAAAAUCAAAUCAUGACAGUUCAAGGUUUGUGUGCUCCAGCAAAGAACUUUAUCGCUACUAUCCAGACCCAUUAGACUGUCGUAUCUUCCACUAUUGUUCUCAUGGUUUCCAUAACCAACAAGUACUAGAUUUCAGGUUCAUGUGUGAAAAUGGUACAGCCUUCAGUACAGACACUCAAAAAUGUGAAAAUGAAGAGGAAGUACAAAGCUGUUCCAUGACUAAAAAAUAAUGUGGCCAUUUACAGCUUACAGUCCUGUUGAAAUACAAAAUAAACAAUGAAACUGAAGCUGAUUAUUAUAAUUGGCUUAUUGUUGUGCUGAUCUGAACUGUGUUCACAGCUACAAUGGACAUUAAUUCAAAGUUGAAUUAGUGUUGCUUUGAUGACUGAAGUAAUAUAUUCUUCUAAACUUAUAUUGUACAUUAUAAGUAAUAGAGUUAAACCUUUUCUGGAAAACAGCAUAGGAUAUUUCAUGACAGCAGCAACAAUACCUUGUAUAUUGUGCUGAAAUGAAUUUAUCAAAUAACUUCAUUAUUGAAGUUUUGUCUAUGUGCUUUUCCGUAAAGGUUUUACUGUGUUACUAAUCAUUAAGCUUUUGUUUAUAUUUGUAGUAAAUAUUCAUUAAAUACUGUGAAAAUGUGAAUAGUGUUUCUUGCAAAUGUCUGAACAAUUCUAAUGGAUUUUUAUAGGCCCUGACAGUUAUGUAAAUGUUUGAAAUUUAAAUGAAACAGGUUUUCUUUCCUAAUGCUGUAUUUAAAAGAAAAAUUAAUUUCAUUAUAAAAUUGUGUAUUAUAUGUUGAAAGAUUU
Messenger RNA from Schistocerca gregaria, 6934 nucleotides. RefSeq lists its product as uncharacterized. The record is from RefSeq and is a predicted model, not a curated record. Gene Ontology annotation, cellular component: extracellular region. Lineage: Eukaryota; Metazoa; Arthropoda; Insecta; Orthoptera; Acrididae. Gene Ontology annotation, molecular function: chitin binding.